This is a messenger RNA of Lethenteron reissneri (Far Eastern brook lamprey), 1276 nucleotides long. Its product is annotated as putative glutamine amidotransferase-like class 1 domain-containing protein 3B, mitochondrial. The record is from RefSeq and is a predicted model, not a curated record. Lineage: Eukaryota; Metazoa; Chordata; Hyperoartia; Petromyzontiformes; Petromyzontidae.
UCCCUCCCUCUUCCUCCCCCAGCCGCUAAUAAAAGAGGAGCCGCUUGCAACCGCAGCUUCAUCCGCUCGAUCUUCGGCCGAAGCAGCAUCAGCAGCAUCAUCAUCAGCAGAGAUGGGGAAGCGCGUGGCUGUGUUGCUGGCGGGGUGCGGGGCCUAUGACGGCAGCGAAAUCCACGAGGCGUCCGCGGCGCUCGUUCACCUGAGCAGAGCGGGAGCCGAGGUGACGGUGUUCGCCCCGGACGUGGCGCAGCACCACGUGGUGGACCACGCGAGCGGCAAGGAGCAGAGCGGGGAGACGGAGCGGAACGUGCUGCGCGAGAGCUCGCGGAUCGCACGCGGCGCCGCGCGCGACCUGGCGCAGCUCCGCGUCGCCGACUUCGACGCGCUGCUCGUGCCCGGUGGGUUCGGCGUGGCCAAGAACUUGAGCUCGUGGGCCUCCGAGGGCGCGAGCUGCUCGCUGCUGCCGGGCGUGGAGGCGGCGCUGCGCGCCUUCAGGGAGGCGGACAAACCCGUGGCGCUGUGCUGCAUCGCCCCCGUGCUCGCCGCGAGGCUCUUCCCGGGAUGCGAGCUCACGGUCGGGGGCGACAGCGAGCAGGGGGGCAGGUUCCCCUACGCGGGCACGGCCGCCGCCAUCCGCGAGCUGGGCUGCACGCACGUGUGCACGGACGUGGGCGAGGCGCACGUGGAUGCCAAGCUGAAGAUCGUGACCACGAGCGCAUUCAUGUGCGCCACGGCGCCCAUCCACCACGUGUACGACGGCGUCGGCGUCAUGGUGCAGGAGAUGCUCAAGCUCGCGUGAGCGGGUGGGGGAGGGGGGGCGGGGGCGAGGAAGGGGGGGAUGGGGGAGGGUGGCGCUGGUGACCCACCCCCCCCCCCCCCAAUUCUCUCUUCCGUUGACCCAUACCUCGUCUCGUCCGCUGACCCAGAUCGCCUCUCCAUCCUACAUGCGUGUUACGUGAACACAUAUGUAGGAUGGACAGCAACAGGAGAAUGUAAAGUGUGUUUUGUUGUUGUUGAUGUUGUUCGGAAAAACGGAAGGAAUCGGAAAGAGAGGAAGACCUCGCAGAGGACGGCUUGACGACGACGACAUCAGAGAUUGGUGCCAGAGUGUCAUACCACGUGAGCGUCUCGUCCAGUCGACACCGACGGCCUAGAUGCCCAUGGAUCGUGAUGAUGAUGAUGGUGAUGAUGAUGAACCUGGUCAAAGGCUGUGUUUAGUGUUGCUGUUGUUGCUGUCUGCGUCUUUGCUUCUCGUGAAUAAAUUUGUUGCGCCGCA